CGUCUCCAUCGUGCGCGUUCUCGAACCGGACGCUGAGAAGGCUGGGAGCUGACGCCGCUUCAACAUCGCUUCGUGUCAACUUUGAUAGAACGAGCACACGCGCCAUGGAACGAAAUCGUCCAAAACAUACCAGAACCACGGUAUGUAUAGACAGAGAAGUUACCCCAUUUUCUCAGCCCCAACGCCGCGGCGCACCCAAUGUCCUUCACGCCCUGUCACGGUCAAGUGAUCUGUGACGCUCAUGUGACCUCGCUUUGCAAUCUUUCAAGUUCGCUCUCAUACUUCCCACAUCACCAUUGCACAUCAUGCCUGACAUAUGCUGGCUGUCUUCUAUCUCUCUCGCCCAGCAGGUUCUCUUCACAGCGCUCGAAAAUUCCAACUUUACUGUCAAGUUUGACGAACGGCAUAUAUACCCUUCCCCCACCUCGAGCCCAAACUGUUUCAUCUCAGCGGCUCCAGAACAUCUACGCAUAUUUGGUUUCGUCUGCAAGAUUGUUAGACAAGCAGUGCCGGACGACGUUUCGGACUUAUUUAUCCAAAUGAUCUGUCGAGCGUUUGUGAGCGACUACUUUCUCACCGCGCUCUUGAUACGCGCUGGCGUGUAUUCUUGCUCUCCCCGCCUCACGUCACACGUUACCAAAGCCGCAGUCAAGUUUGAAGAGUACUGCCGCCGACUCACCCGGGAUGAGAUUAACAUCUGGGCUUACGAUACUUUCGGUCCGCUUGUUGAGCUAGUGAAGAGCGACCUUAUCUCCCUCUACAGAGCGAAAGUCCCUUUGCAAGCGCAAGCGGCCUCGCCGAUCGGGAAGCGUGCAACCCCGUCCGGAAAGAUCGCCAGUGGGCCCAACCGCAGCUCCCCUGGUGAAGGGCAUUCUGUAUCCCUCAUGAAUCGCGGGGGCCGUGUCAGGGGGAAAGAGGUGAGUCACCGCAAACAUUGGGACCAUCUGUUCUGACUGUUUCAGAAUCGCGUUCAAAUGACCCCUCAACAGGAGGCUCUUCAAUCUCCCCGGCGCAGUGACACAGCAAACGCUACUUCGACUCCCAUUUUCACGAUUCCAAAUCUCAAGAGUAUCAAGAAGAAACGAAGGGGGGCUGCCGCUUUUCCAUCUCCUCACGCACAUUCUACUCCGGUUGCAAUCAAAUCUGAACCUGUGCAAACUGCAUCGCUUUUGGAUAGAAUCUACGGGUCGAACACUCAAGCGCAGGGGACAACGAGUCAUGCUUUACCCUUUGCCAAAGGUUUCGCUGCCACGUCGAUAUUGUCCAGCAUCUAUCCUUCUCCUGUCUAUACACAAGACCGCUGCAAGGUCGAGCCGGAAUCCCCUUUGGUCCUUCGCUCUGCCGCAAGUGGAUCCGAAUCUAUCUGCACUCCUGCACGCAAGAAUGGAGCAAGACCUUCGACUGUCUUCGAUCACUUGGCUACUCCAGAUUCUGCUUCGGCGGGACAGAACGAUGGAACUGGCCGCCGUAGUGUCUUACCUUCUCGGAUCGACAACCUCUUCCGUCUAGUUGAUUCGCCCCUACCUACGCUUGCAUAUCGUCCUGUUCGCGUCUCGACUUACAAGAGGAAAAAGGCUCACAAGAUUGGCAAGAAGCCUGAGAUGCUUACUGAUUCAUCGUCUGGGUCCGAGUCUAGUGACUCGUUUCCGUCUCUGUUCCAGCGCGCCAAGUCUUUGCCCUGUACUACAGCUAACACCGGUCGUCGCUUAAUCGACCGCAUCCAAGCCCUGGAUAUGCAUGCUGCCGCUGAUCAAGACGAAGAGAUGAAGAUGAGGAGCAGCUCGCCCACACAGCCGGAACCCUCCCUCUGGCCGGAAGCGUAUCCUGUUUGGUUGACGGCUGGACCGAGCACCGUCAAGCUUGCCAAGUAGCACUCGGAAUACCAUUUGAUACGCAUUGCUAUCUACAUGUAUCCUUACUACAUAUAUCUCGUUCGAACAUGAAUGAAUGAAACGGGUCUCGC
Molecule: messenger RNA, 1963 nt
Organism: Mycena citricolor
Lineage: Eukaryota; Fungi; Basidiomycota; Agaricomycetes; Agaricales; Mycenaceae
Source: the annotation of a GenBank genome assembly